CGUAGUACAACUCUCUCGAUGGAGCCUUGCUCAGCUGCUUCACCGGCCGGCUGGCCCGGAGCUAUCGGAACCCUCAACCUCGCAUCGUCGUCGCAUAUAAAAAAUCAUUGUUCGCUCCUUUCGUGAGGCCCUGAAGAAGCAAACGCCAACGAUCCUCCUCACCCGGUCAUCGUCGACCUCCUACAUACCCAAAGGCCAAAGAACACCGGCCGGCCGGCGCGGGGACGACGUGCCGGGCAUGGGAAAUUGCCAGACGGCCGACGCGGUGGCCGUAGUCAUCCAGCACCCACCCGGCGGCGGGGUUGGCGGCGGCCGCGUCGAGCGCGCGCACGGCGCCCUCUCGGCGGCUGCAGUCAUGGCCGCGAACCCCGGCCACUACGUCGCUGCGGUCAUCCCCGGUGAUGAUGCCGCGGCGGCAGCAAGCAGGGCGAGGAAGCGGCGGCUGAAGCUGCUCCGCCCCGACGACACGCUCGCGCUCGGCGGCGUCUACCGCCUCGUCAGCUUCGAAGAGGUGCUGAGGGAGUUUGUCUCCAAACGGCACGCCACGCUGAGCCGCCGCAUGGUCGUCGCCACCGCCGCCGCCGACGCUCAGCGGCCGGAGUCGGACCGCUCGCUUGCCCAGGAGCAGGAGGAAGAGCUUCAUCGUGGGGAAGAGAUAGCGAUACCCAAACGUCCUGUAGGUAGAGGCGCGAUUCUCCACCGCCGAGACGAAAUGGGUCACCUGAGGAGCAAACAGGGGAUGAGCAUGGCAAACAAGGCCCAGCUGCCAAGUCCUGAUCAGGAGGCCACUUCCAGUCCACCUGAUCCGACCGCGAACGACCUCCGUCCGUCGGAUCUGGAGCCAGACUUCAGCGCUGCCCUAGUGAUGCUUGGCGGCCGGUUGGGCCUCGCUCGGCAUGGACAGUGGAGGCCCGCCCUGCCGAGCAUUGCAGAAGGGAGCGUUGCGUGCUAAGAGCUUGCUUGUAUUUGACAUGGCUCAUUGGCUCCUUCUGCUUGUUGGUGACUUAAUUUGUGCUUAGAUAACACGCGAGGAAACUUUGUAUACUUCCAUCACAGACUGCUUUUAAUCUCCGUUUUGAAAAAAAAAAUCAGCAGGUGGCAUAAUGAAAUACGUACUCAUCAACUAAUAACCA
Molecule: messenger RNA, 1133 nt
Organism: Setaria italica (foxtail millet)
Lineage: Eukaryota; Viridiplantae; Streptophyta; Magnoliopsida; Poales; Poaceae
Exons: 4
Coding region: 239-952 (237 amino acids)
Source: RefSeq, a predicted model, not a curated record